AUGGCCCAGGGAACAAAAUACAAUUUUCUCAUCGUUUUCUUUGUUGCUCUGGGCAGCUUCACGUAUGGCUUCAACAGUGCCAUUAUGGGCCUUGUCAUUGGCCUGCCGGCGUUCUUCCAAUACUUCAACAUCAACCUCGACGACACUCAGGGCAACCAGAUCACGGGUGCUACCAAUGGACUCUACUCGGGGGGAGGCAUCCUGGGUUGUAUCUUCGUGCCAUGGCUUCUCGACCGCCUCGGUCGUCGCCGAACCAUCCAGGUUGCAGCGGCUCUCGCAAUUGUCUCAGCAGCACUGCAAGGAGGCAGCGUCCACAUCGCCAUGUUCCUGAUCGCCCGUUUCCUCAACGGGUGGGCGGUCGGCAUGCUGGACACGUCCAUCCCCGUCUUCCAGUCCGAGAUCUCUCCGGCUCGCCAACGCGGACGCAUGGUUGGCGCCCACGGCGUGCUGAUCGUGAUCGGAUACAGCUGCGCCGGUUUCGCCGGGUUUGGCACGUACUUCGCCACUCCCACCGUCAGCUGGAGACUGUGUCUGAGUCUGCAGAUCGUGGCGCCGCUGCUGCUGUUCCUGGGUUCUCCCUGGCUUCCGGAAUCCCCGAGGUGGCUCAUCGACCACGACAGGCUGGAAGACGGCUUCCAGGUCCUCCGCAGCUUGCACACGCGGCCCGAAGACCCGGACGAGAUCGUGGCGCGAGAAGAAUUCCUCCAGAUCCGCAGACAAAUCGAGCUCGAGCGCGCGGACAAGUUGAGCAAGAGCUGGGACGCUCUGUUCAAGAAGCCCAGCCUGCGGAAGAGAUUGAUCUUGGGAUUUGGCACACAGUUCAUUGCUCAGAGCACCGGUGUCUUGGUCGUCAACAACUAUCAGAUCUUGCUGUACAAGUCUCUGGGUAUCACCGGGUCGCUGCCUCUGUUAUUAAAUGCCCUGUACAAUGGUCUAGCCGCACUCAUGAACUUUGUCAAUUCGUUGUUCCUGGAUCGACUUGGCCGGAUCCGGAUUAUGCUUAUCGGACUGAUCGGCUGCGCUUGUUCGUUGAUAUGUUUCACGGCCAUGGUCGCGACGUUCGGGGGCACAUCGAACCGGGUCGGGAACGGCUUCGGAGUGUUCUUCUUGUUCCUUUUUGUGUUCUUCUACGGCGGGACCAUGGACGCCACCUCCUACGUGUAUUGCAGUGAGAUCUUUCCGACUCCACUCCGUGCGCAGGGCACGGGGUUCAGUGUCGCCGGCCUAUUCACUGCCACCCUGAUUUACACACAAACCGCGCCAGUCGCGUUUGCGCAGGUCGGGUGGAAGUUCUACAUCGUGUUCAUCAUCCUGCCUCUGCUUGGCGCGGCACUGAUGUGGAAGUUCUUCCCGGAGACGAAGCUCCUGACUCUCGAGGAGAUAUCCAGACUCUUUGGUGAUGAGGUCGCCUUGGAUAUUAACCAGCUCAGUACAGAGGAGAAGAUGGCCUUGGACCGUGAGGUUGCUAAAGGUGUUCAAGAAGUGAUCUCUGUCGAGGUUGAGAGUAGCGAAAGCAAAUCGCCCAACGAUCGGAUUGAGGUGGUCUAG
This is a messenger RNA of Cladophialophora psammophila CBS 110553, 1548 nucleotides long. RefSeq lists its product as uncharacterized. Gene Ontology annotation, biological process: transmembrane transport; carbohydrate transport. Gene Ontology annotation, molecular function: carbohydrate:proton symporter activity. Gene Ontology annotation, cellular component: membrane. The record is from RefSeq and is a predicted model, not a curated record. The transcript is spliced from 2 exons. The coding region runs from base 1 to 1548 and encodes 515 amino acids. NCBI's taxonomy places the organism in Eukaryota, Fungi, Ascomycota, Eurotiomycetes, Chaetothyriales, Herpotrichiellaceae.